Dipodomys ordii (Ord's kangaroo rat) is the source of this 3322-nucleotide messenger RNA. RefSeq names its product ceroid-lipofuscinosis, neuronal 5 (gene Cln5). NCBI's taxonomy places the organism in Eukaryota, Metazoa, Chordata, Mammalia, Rodentia, Heteromyidae. Gene Ontology annotation, biological process: lysosome organization. Gene Ontology annotation, molecular function: hydrolase activity, acting on glycosyl bonds. The transcript has 4 exons. Gene Ontology annotation, cellular component: lysosome; lysosomal membrane. The coding region runs from base 83 to 1138 and encodes 351 amino acids. The record is from RefSeq and is a predicted model, not a curated record.
GAUCGCGGGGGCGCGCUCACGGCGCUGCCUGCGCUCCUGCCGUCGAUAGGCUCUGGAGGUGGCGGAAGCACCCAAGCCGUCUAUGGAGCCGGCGGGGACCGCCGGGACGGGGCCCGCAGACCAGCGCGGCGCGCGCACGUCUCCGGGACGCGCGCUUUGGCGUUGGGACCUGACGCUCCUCUGGCUGGCGGUAGCUUCCGGCUGGUCUCCGGCGUGGGGCGGAGGCGCCCGGCGCCACUGGCCUGUGCCUUACAAGCGCUUUUCCUUCCGGCCGGAACCAGAUCCUUACUGUCAAGCAAAGUACACCUUCUGUCCCACUGGCUCACCCAUCCCACUUAUGAAGGGCAAUGAUGUCAUUGAAGUCUUCCGACUACAGACUCCAGUUUGGGAAUUUAAGUAUGGAAAUCUCCUGGGACACUUGAAAAUUAUGCAUGAUGCCAUCGGAUUUAGGAAUACAUUAACUGGCAAGAACUACACAAUGGAAUGGUAUGAACUUUUCCAACUUGGCAACUGUACAUUUCCUCACCUCCGACCUGAAAUGGAUGCCCCUUUCUGGUGUAAUCAAGGAGCUGCCUGCUUUUUUGAAGGAAUUGACGAUGUCCACUGGAAGGAAAAUGGGACAUUAGCCCUCAUAGCAACGAUAUCAGGAAACACAUUUAACAAGAUGGCAAAGUGGGUGAAAGAGGACAAUGAAACGGGGAUUUAUUAUGAGACAUGGACUGUCCAAGCUAGCCCAGGAAAAGGGGUGCAAACGUGGUUUGAAUCCUAUGACUGCUCGAAGUUUGUGUUAAGAACAUAUGAGAAGCUGGCUGAGCUUGGCGCAGAGUUCAAGAAGGUAGAAACCAACUAUACGAGAAUAUUUCUUUACAGUGGAGAACCUACUUACUUGGGAAAUGAAACAUCUAUUUUUGGGCCAGGAGGAAACAAGACUCUUGCUUCAAUCAUAAAAAGAUUCUAUUACCCGUUCAAACCACAUUUGUCAACUAAAGAAUUUCUCUGGAGUCUCUUGCAAAUUUUUGACUCAGUGGUGAUACACAGACAAUUCUACUUGUUUUAUAAUUUUGAAUAUUGGUUUUUACCUAUGAAAUUCCCUUUUAUUAAGAUAACAUAUGAAGAAAUCCCUUUACCUAAUACAUAAAAAAUUUUAAAAUCAAUUAAAAACCACAAAAACUUAAUUCUACUGCUCUUCCUCCUCCAGCCACCAGCACCAGUUUUUCAGGAAUAAUUUUACAUUUGUGGAUUCCUUCAGGCAGAAAAGUAAAAAAUGUACUUUGGUAAAAUUGCUUCAAAUGAAUAGUUCAGGACUUUUCUUGUGGGAAGAAGCUAAAAACACUUAUUAUAUGGAGAAAAGUGAGCACACAGUGAUAUUGAUUUCAAUUUCUGAGCGUGUUAACAUGGAGUAGGAUGGUUCGUAUCAGAUACAGAGCUUCUUUGGUACUAAUAGACACAUUUGCAUGGUGGGAACUACUUUGAUACAGUAGUUGGGCUUUCAUUUAAGUGCUUUUCAGAGGUUUGCACUUGUUAGGCUUGCCGUGCCAGUCUGCAGGUAGACUUCCCCCUCCUGGCCUUCUUUUCCAUGCAGGACUAUACAUGUCCUUCCCCAGAAGUCUCCACAGCACCCGUGUUACCUAGGUGAUCGGCAUGCUCCUCCUUUCUCUGAGGUCCCACCCUGGACUGUCUCUGUUCUGCCUCCUUCAGACCUUGGGGAGGUUCCAAGACUCGAGGGCACUUCCACAUCCACUGUGACCACUCCCCACUCUCCCUACCUUCAGCCCAAUCCCGCCAGGUGCUGACCCCUUCCAUGCGCACCUCCAUUGCAUGAGGGCUGGCAGUUCAGAAUAAACUUCUUUUGUCUGUCUGAAGCAGUUUUUCUCUGGCAGUUUUCUGGGCAAACCUUACAGCACCAUUACAGCUGUUGGAACUUUUGGAACUAGGUCAAGUUGUGCAUGUUUGUUUCACAUAAUUUAUAAUUUUUUUUUGGACACGAGCCUGAGUUGUGCUUUCAUAUGUAGUAAGUACACUAUUAAAGGGCAAAAUUUCUGACUAGCAUUUUAGAAGUAGCUAAGAACUAGCUUUUUUUUUUGUACCUGAAUAUUAUAUCCUUUAGUUUCCUUCACUCUAAAAUGAUUCAUCUCUCAGGAUUUUUGACAAGAUUGAUGUCAUAUCUGUUUACAUAGGAAGGUCAGAGUACUAAUGUUUUAGGACUGUAAUGAUUAAUCAAAGAACAAAGUGUCAUCCUUGAGCCUGCCCAAUAAAGAUUAUUGCCACCUUUUCCUAGUUUUGUAAUUUAGUAGACUUUGAGCUGACAGUGUAGCACUUGAGUGCAUUCAUGGUUGGGUGUAUACUUCUGACUGUCCCCCAAACAGGACCAGCACAGUGGAACAGGGUGCUCCUUCUAGAGGAGACAGGUUUUGUCAGGGAUCUCUUAUGUCUGUUUCUGUUUUAGGGCCAAACAAGCUCUCAGGGUUCUGUAUUUUAUAGUGAACUGAACAUGCAUUUUCCUCUUUGUGGAAAGUAGGAAAAUGAUGCAGUGGAGAUCAGAGACAAACAUUUAAUAUGUAAAUGGGCCAAAUCAGUUUUAGCUCAUGUUUGAGUGUUUGCUAAGAGGUUAGUACAAUCAUUGAGUGCAUAUAAAAAGCUUAAUUAUAGAUGUUAUUUGUGUGGUGCAAUAAAUUGGAGCUUAGUAAGGUCAAGUGAUCAUUCCAUAACUACCCAGUUAGUAAUAAUGGAGUCAGAUUUUUAUCUCAGGUCCUGCCAACUGACUGAAAUGCAUGCACUGUUUUCUCAGCACUGAAGAAAAUAAGGUCUUUUGACUAGUACCUGUCCACCAAAUGUUACCCAUUUAUGAAGAAUUAAAAUUUUGACUGGAAGCAUUUAGAAAUUAUAAGCAAUUUGUAGAUUUUAUUUCUGUUGAAUCUUUUUUUAAGCUGAGGCUUGUAAUUUAUGUCUUAGUUCUUAUUUCAUUCAACUAGGAAUUCAUUUUGUGUUUUUCAAAAGUAUUACUAAAAUACAAACUCAGUAAGACCAUAGCCUGAGCAGCACAGCACUAUACUAUUCUGCCUCCUGCCAAGGUAAAGUCUCCUCAAAUACACUUUCCUUCACUGCCAUCCAGUUAGUCUGUCUGCUGAUAUUAAUGCUGCCUCCUUAACCUGCUAAAGGAUCUUCACAAUGUCACGGGAAAACUGGAUUGUUACAUUAGCACCAUCUAGUGGCUAAACCUGCAUAACACAAAUUUUUACCAGAUUAUUGAAAUUACUCUGGAUUUCCAGAACUGUUGGACCUACAAGAAGAGAUUGUUAUACCAGGUUUGUGUCAAUUGAAA